Messenger RNA from Pyrenophora tritici-repentis Pt-1C-BFP, 879 nucleotides. Its product is annotated as DUF936 multi-domain protein. The record is from RefSeq and is a predicted model, not a curated record. Lineage: Eukaryota; Fungi; Ascomycota; Dothideomycetes; Pleosporales; Pleosporaceae.
AUGAAGUACCUAAACAUCAUCCCGUUCAUCGUUGGCGGAAGCUACGCUGUUCUCUGCGCUUCCAACGGACCCAGCACUGCCCCCGAGCCAGUCGUCAACACCCUUGAUGGCUUCAAAAACGAAAAACUCUACACCCAUAUUUCCAAGAUUGUCAGGAACGUUCCUGGCUACGAGGCAGUCAUUACUGCCGCCGAUUGUGCUAUCGCAUCUCCUAAGUACAUGACGUACAUCUCGCUGAAGCAUUACAACCCGACGGCCUGUGCCCAGGCGUGCAACAUGCACGCCGGAUGUGAUGGUUUCAACAUUUACGUCCAGCGUGAACCCGGCGUCCAGCCCAGCCAAAAUUGCCCCAACCCCACCGCCAUUGCUGUCACCAGGUGUGCACUGUACUCAGAGCCCGUCACCAAGUCUCAGUGCACCAACGAAGGCCAAAAGAUUGGUCCUGUCGAUUACCACAAUCUUCCAUUCGAGGUCGCCAUUCGUGGAUCCAAUGCGUACAACAAGCUCCCCGUCAAAGAGAAGGUCAAGGUGGUCACCGUCACAAAGUAUUUGACCGAAGCGGCGAUCCCAACUUCCGGGUUCUUGUCUUUGGGUUCAAACACUCGUCUCAUCACCCCUGCGAAGACUGGAACCGCGUUUCCAACCUCCACCUUGUAUGGUCCCAGGGUCACACCUCACACCCCCGACCUUGCCAGCAACAUCGACUCCCACGGCCGCACUUUCUCUUCCCGCACCGUCACCGCUACGAUCGACGGCGUAGUCCGCAUCAACGAGGCGAGGGUGGUGGAAUUUCCCGAAGGAGCACCGAUCAGCACUGAUGGUCCCUUCCCUCAUGUCACCCCCAGCUCUAGUCAGGUGACGACGACUUCUUCGGCUUAG